AUGGAAAUUAGUAGAGUAUCAGACACCCGUUGGUCAUGCCAGGCGAAGCAGUUUAACGCCCUUUGGAAUCGGAUGGAAAUAGUAUGUGAGGUUCUUAAUGAAGUCAUCGACAACGACAGUAAUUCCAGUCGUGUUACUGAAGCAACUGGUUAUUUGUUGCAGAUAGAUCGUCGAUUUCUCCGAUACCUGUCCGUGCUGAGGCAUGUUUUAACAAAAGCUAAGUUUGCAUCCGACAUGCUUCAAAACCCAUCAAACGACUUAACACACGCUGUUGACCUCAUUGGUACGCUCAAAGAAGAGAUAAUUGACUGCCGGACAAGAAAAAGUUGUCAGGAAUUCUGGGAAGCCGCAGAAACGAUUGCAGACAAGCUGUGCUUGCCUGAAACAUCGAGACCCAAAAGAAAAGUUGCGCCACCUGCUGUUUUAAGUGCUUACCAUGUUGAAAGCAAUAUUCAACAGCAUACUACUGAUGGAUUUGAUGUUUUCGUCCAAAAUGUGUUUGAAGUCAUCGAUAAAAUAGACGGCGAACUUAACAGAAGAUUCAGUGACAAAAACCUCACGAUAAUGAAAGGAAUAUCAUCUUUGUGCCCGACGUCCAAGACGUUCCUUGAACCAGGCCCACUUACGGACUUUUCUCGACUUUUUAAAGCAAAUACAGAUAUUCUUAACAGUAAAUUGAUUACGUUUAAACAUUUAUUGGACCGGAAGUCACUAGAACAGCGACCUGGAUCUCUUCUCCAGCUACACACUUAUCUAGAAGAGCUGAAGGAAGUAUUUUUUGAGUUGGAGCGUAUCAGUUUAGUUGCAUGCGCUCUGCCUGUUUCGUCAGCCGAAUGUGAACGCAAUUUUAGUUCAAUGAGACUAAUUAAAAAUGAUCUGCGUUCUGAUGAAGACAUAGAGGAGGAGAAAGAAAAAGAGGAGGAAGAAGGGACGGAGGAAGAAGCAGAUGAGGAAGAGACAGAGGAAGAAGCAGAAGAGGAAGAGACAGAGGAAUUGUAA
This is a messenger RNA of Anneissia japonica, 999 nucleotides long. RefSeq lists its product as uncharacterized. The transcript is spliced from 2 exons. The coding region runs from base 1 to 999 and encodes 332 amino acids. Lineage: Eukaryota; Metazoa; Echinodermata; Crinoidea; Comatulida; Comatulidae. The record is from RefSeq and is a predicted model, not a curated record.